Struthio camelus australis is the source of this 5982-nucleotide messenger RNA. NCBI's taxonomy places the organism in Eukaryota, Metazoa, Chordata, Aves, Struthioniformes, Struthionidae. The record is from RefSeq and is a predicted model, not a curated record.
AUGUACAAUUGCCUGGAAGACUGUUUGCUUUGUGCGGCCUUAGGCCUCAAAAACAAGCCUAAAAAGAAAGGUCACAUUCAGCCCGACCUGAUCGAUGUUGAUUUAAUCAGAGGCUCCACAUUUGCCAAAGCCAAGCCUGAAAUCCCGUGGACAUCACUAACUCGGAAAGGAAUUGUGAGAGUCGUAUUUUUUCCAUUAUUCAGCCAGUGGUGGAUACAGGUUACUUCCCAGCGUAUUUUUAUGUGGCUCCUGGUGCUCUACCUUAUGCAAGUGGUAGCAGUUGUGUUGUAUUUCAUGAUGCCUGUUGUGAGUGCGAGUGAAGUCAUGGGACCAAUGUGCCUUAUGUUACUGAUGGGGACUGUUCACUGUCAGAUAGUGUCCACCCAGAUAAACAAACCCUCAGGGACCAAUGGACUCAGCAGGCGACGGAGGAAAUUACGCAAAUCUGUGGGUGUUGAUGGGAACAGUUGGUCUUCUCCUGACAAAGCCAGUAAAGAAGAGCAAUCAGAAUCUGCAUCCAUUUGUGAGUAGCUUUUCUCUGACAUAAAAGCAUCUAAUUGUAUUUUCUCUCACAGAAUCAGAAGAGUAAAGCUGGUAGCUGAGAAAGGGACUGAGACAGAAAACGGUGUGAGUGCUGUGAAUAAUGGCAUUAAACACAGACAUGCCAGAUCUGAAUACAGGCCAUUGCCCUUCAAAGAGAAAAAUAAACUUUCCGAUGGGGAAAAGAGUCAUCAGGAUGAGUGCACCAACAUAGGUGGUAUUUCUGAUGAGCUUUCAAGUGAGGAAGAUGCUGAAGCAAUGGCACAAAGGAGCUUGUUACGCCAGAGCGUAGAAGGGGCCUCCAGUGACAAUAGCUACGAAGAUAAGAAAAAGAGGCCCCUUGUUUCCCUGAACCAGGCUGUCUCACAGGUCAAGCAGGCUCUUAAAGGUGCAAGAGAUUCUGACAGUGUCGUGGAAUCUGAACUAGAAUCCACGUUAUAUAGCCAGGACUCAAGGUCCUGUGUUAGUACAGGAUCCCGCAGCUGUAGUGUGACCCGGCGAGACUCCGAAAGUACCCGCCAUGACUCUGAGACAGAAGACAUGCUUUGGGACGAUCUGCUUCACGGGCCAGAGUGCCGCUCGUCCUGCACCAGCGACAGUGAGGAAGUGACUGUGAGAGGGGCCAGGCGGGACUUGAAGGAAGAUGUUUUUCAGCAGAACCAUUUGUUUUGGCUACAGAAUACAAGUCCAGCAUCUGCAAAAGUGAGUGCACUGAUCUGGGAAGGAAAUGACUGUAAGAAGGUGGACAUGUCUGUGCUGGAGAUCAGUGGGAUUAUCAUGAGCAGGGUUAAUGCCUACCAACAGGGAGUAGGGUAUCAAAUGCUGGGCAACAUCAUCACCAUUGGAUUAGCGUUCCUGCCAUUCCUCUACAGACUCUUCCACACAGAUAACCUGGAACAGCUGUGCUCCAUUUCCAUAAAGGAGCUUUUGCACAUCUUUUGUGGAGCACCUGCUAGCACACCUGUCAUUGUUUUGUCUGCUAUCAACUUUCUUGAACGACUUUGCUUAACCUGGAUGUUUUUCUUCAUGAUGUGUGUUGCUGAGAGAACAUACAAACAGAGGUUUUUGUUUGCCAAACUUUUUAGUCACAUUACAUCAGCUCGGAAAGCCAGGAAAUAUGAAAUUCCUCACUUCAGACUCAAGAAGGUAGAAAAUAUUAAGAUCUGGUUAUCCCUUCGUUCUUAUCUAAAGAGGCGAGGCCCCCAGCGAUCUGUAGAUGUUGUUGUAUCAUCAGUCUUUUUACUGGCACUUUCAAUCGCUUUUAUAUGCUGCGCCCAGGUUCUUAAGGGUCACAAAACAUUUCUGAAUGCAGCUUACAACUGGGAGUUCCUGAUCUGGGAGGCAGCACUUCUUCUCUUUUUACUGCGCCUGGCAUCCUUGGGCUCUGAAACCAACAAGAAAUACAGUAAUAUUUCAAUCCUGCUCACUGAGCAGAUAAACUUAUACCUAAAGAUGGAGAAGAAGCCAAACAAGAAAGAACAGCUGUCUCUAGUAAACAAUGUUUUGAAACUAUCUACAAAGCUACUGAAGGAAUUAGAUACACCAUUUAGGCUGUAUGGACUGACCAUGAAUCCAUUAAUCUACAACAUAACACGUGUGGUGAUACUUUCUGCUGUCUCAGGUGUUAUAAGUGAUCUUCUAGGAUUCAAUAUCAGAUUAUGGAAAAUUAAACCAUGAACUGACCAACAUCAGCAGUCAGCCUUCUCCAACAGAACGACAAGACCAGAGAAGAUAACAGAAGAUAAAAAGCAGAGGUGCUCAAAUUAUGGAAAUCUGUAACUACACUUUCUUUAACAGAUGUUCAAUGUAUGUAGCCAAGCUUUUUCCCUCUGCUUUACUGUUCUACAGCCUACAGAAUAAACUGGUCUAACUAGACUAAAGUCACCCCCAUGUUGUGCACAUGUACUAAAACAAAAUAAAUGGGGGAAAAAAAAUAGCUUGCACUGAAAACAGCAGGAACUAUGUGCACAUUAUUUGGGGCAUCAAACACUGAAAGGCAUGCUACAGUUCUUACUGGAAGGAAACAGAUGAUUGCUACAGCUGCCUUGUUUCUUUAAGAUCUGAAUCCUCUGCCAGUGAAGAGUCAGUCCUGCUGUUUCAGUUAGUAGCAUCCUUUUUCAAAGAGCUCUGGUGCUGUACUCACAUUUUUCAAAUUUGCGCAGCUGUCUUCAGAGCUCUUUUCGGAGAGAUCAUCAUCAUACAUUGAUGCAUUUAUCUGAAUGGACUGAAGAAUCUUUCUCUACUUAAAAAGCUCAAUGUGCUUUAGGCUUUGCCUCUUUAUCCUGAGCUACUGAAGGAUGCAGUGAAAUUCACUCUGCAUGAGAUGAACAUUGCCUCCAUGUUGACAGCUAAGCUUGCAGCUGCAUAGCAGCAGUGUAACAGAUUCAUGCUGAAUGGCUUUAUGUUAGGUCUGCAAAUAAAUGGUCAUUAUUUUUGAAAAACACUAGUUAUAUGAAAAUAACCUUACAACACAGACUACAAGUAAUGCAUCUCUCAAAUAGAGAAUAUUGUUGUUUUCAUUCCUGUAACUCCUCAGCUAUGUUUAUACUGAUGAUGCUUUUUAGGUUUUUCAUUCAACGGGCAGUUAAUAGCUUGUGCUAGGUACAAAGGGCAUCCUGUCAUAACCUCUUCUGAGAAGCAGCUUAACUCAGCGUUGUGAAAAGCUGUUGCAGCUUUGCACUGCAAUAGUGCCUCACAUUGGAAUAACAAAGAAAAAGAUCUGUCACGGGGAUCAGGUAAGUGGAAGAGCCAGGACAAAGAAUGUCUUCCUUAAAAAGUAGAUUAUUGUUUAGAAAUGGCACAGGAGAUAAAAUGUUUUAGUAUGUUAAACAUGUUUUCUUCAGUUUUGGUAACUGCUAUCUUGUAGUAUAUUAGUAGUGGGGAAAAAAGAAAAAACAGGACCUUUUUAUAGCUUCAUUCUUUCACAUAGGGGGGUAAGACAGAAGAGGAGAUUUGGUAGUAAAUUGUUUACAAUUAUUUUCUGCACAAGGAAAGGUUGUAAGUUGUAAAAGGAAGUGACAAUUUUGGAUAUCAAAAUGUACAAAUAAACCUACGGUACAAGUAUUUCAUCAUACACAAUUUAUACUACAUGAUUUGAUGUUUUUUAUAAUACCUUUGUUGAACAAUUGUUAUCUGAACAAGGAGGCAAGGAAACUUCCAAUAAUAAAUUGCAUUUGUUUUCCAGAAGAGUAUUAAUGUUUAUGGGUAAAACCUGGGUCAUAUAGUUAGCUGUUUAAAUGCAGGUAUCACACCACUGAAAGUCAACAAUGAAUAUAUGUUAUACAGUGCAGAACCAACAGACUAUGAACUGGAGUUUCUUUUUAAUAUCUAUAUAAAAAAUAAUGAGCGAUUUACAGGUCUUUCUCUAGUCAGAACCUCAGAAGUAUAUAUAAAGGUGCUGUACAAUAUAUAAACAUUUACACCCAGUACAUCCAUACAUUGCUUAGCAUUCCAAGGCCACAUUGCUAAGUCAUCUGAUACAGUAAGUACAGACACAAGUCCUCUGGAAGGAAGAAUCACAGACAGGUAAGACACUAAAUCAAGUCACAUUAACAAUUAGAAAAAAUAUAGUGGUAGUUUAUGACAGGGAAAUCAUUUCAGUGGUGCUAAUUCAUCUUUAUAUUAAACUUCUGAAUUUGUUACUGUACUCAAUGGUAGGGCAGGGGUGUGCAACAACAUAAAAACAGUCUUCUGUCAAGAAUACAUGGUUAAUAUCUACAUAGGCUACUUCGAAGUAUUAAAUAUUUUCACAGUCAUACUCCACAACAUGGAGCAUUUGUACAUACGCUACAUCAAAUCAAUGGAUCAUCCACUGUGAAGCAGCAGAGUGCAGUUCAGAUCUGCCUUAAAGCCUAUUUAAUUUUCAAAAAUGUUUGUUUAAAAAGCUGCUUGAGUAGUCUUCUGUACCUCUAAAGAAUUGUCCAAGUCAGAACUCAUCCACUGUGCCUCAUUAAACUUUAAAACCAUUAAACAUUUCAAAGCCAAACAAGAUGCUCAAUCACUUUCAAUUAGCAAGUUGUAUUAGUUUGGAUUUUAACAUAAGUAAAGCUUGACUGUCUGUACUUCCUUCUGCUUCUGCAAACUGCACCAAAGAGCUUCUUUUACCACUUUUUUUUUUUUUUUUUUGCAAUCAUUAAAAAAAACACCUAAUACAUCAGGAAGUCAUCACUAAAAUUUCAAAGAAAAUAAAUCCCUUCAAUUUUUUCAGUUCACUGUACUUAAAGCUAAUUAUAUGACUGGUGUGUAAGUAGAUUCUGAUGGUAACAGUCCUCAAAAUUACUUUAAAAAUAUGUACUAUAGCCCAAACAAUAGAUAUUACAUCUCAUGUACCCCGUAUUAGCAUUCUAUUUAGCACUCUUAGAUCACACACUUACUUAAAAUAUGGGAGACUUCUUCUAAUAUGCACAGGUAAGAUGAACUUCAUUCAAAAGCUGACUACAGUAGUUGGGUCUGUCCUAAAGACCAACCAUUAUCUUUAGAGAGGAGAAAAAAAAAAAAAAAAAAGAAAAUCCAAUUCUUAAAAAAAAAAAAGAAAAAGAAAAAGCCAGUUCUUAAUUAACAUUGAAUAAUGAACAAAGAAUUUCAGUACACAGCACCAGAAAGAGGCGGAAAAUAAAUACACGCUUGCUGCAUAUACUUACAAAGAAAGCCUGCCACAAGUGAAGCCAAAGGAAUUAUGCUAUUUAACAAAAACCCAGACUUUUCUCUCUCUUCAAACAGCUGUUUGUCAACAACAACUGUCUAAAGCAUCCUCAUGAAUCAAAACAAUAAAGCAGUUUUGCUGUGUUCUUAAAAAAGCAAAAGUUGCAUCAUGUCAAAUAUAAUUUUUUUUUUUUAAAUCUACAUGCUUUUAAUAUUAGGUUUUUAAAAAAAAACAAAAACAAAACCCACAUCUGUUGGACCAGCAUUAGUGGCUCAUUUGCUAGCCUAGAAUUGAUAGAACCAAUCUACCCAUCUUCUUACAGCAACAGUAAGAACAUGGGUAUUUCCUUAUGUAAACAUGCAACACGCUCUUGAGCGACUACUCAUUUCAAACAAAACCUUGUCUUUUCUGUGACUGGAAUAUAUAUGAAAAGGAUUAGAGUGGCUGGAUACAGUAGAUAACUUGGCACAAGAACAAGUGAGUCAUGAUCACAUUGGCAAUAUAGGCAUUAAAUAAUUUUGUUCAGAAACUCACAAUACUAUCUGAGAAAGCCAUAGCAGUGCAACGUUGAGAGCAGCAGAACACCGCCUUCAAAAGGACAAGGGGACAGCAGCUUAUGGAGGAGUUUCAUUUAAGCAAUCCAAAAGGUCCUUCAUGCAGCUUAGAUAAUUUAAGACUAACUCAAAUACUUUCCACCCUCAAAUCAGUUUCUGAAAAAAAAAAAAGACAGCUUUAUGAAAAGAAAUGAUGCUUUGAAAGGGCCAUCAUUAGAAAUUUGAUUAAAACUUUUUUUUUUUUUU